UGCAUCAUUUACUUUUCUAUGUCGCAUCAUUCACUUUUCCCUUUAGACGUUGCUGCUCUGACUAAGGAGCUGGAUGAGUUUGAGAUGCGUAAGAUGGAGGCGCGGGCAGUGACGGGCGUCUUGGCCUCCCACCCCAACGGCACUGAUGUUCACAUCAGCAGUCUGUCACUCACCUUUCAUGGCCAAGAGUUACUGAGUGACACAAGCCUGGAGCUCAACUCCGGCCGGCGCUACGGUCUCAUUGGCCUCAAUGGCACAGAUUUUUCUGGAUUCUGUGUUUUUGUCACAAACGAGACUCCCGCUGUGCCUCCCGCUCACCACCAGAGGGAGCUCUCUCCCGAGUUUUGAACUUCAAUCCAGACUACACACAUACACACACACACAGACACACACACACACACGCUCACAUACCUGGCUCUGAUUGCU
Molecule: messenger RNA, 426 nt
Organism: Sinocyclocheilus rhinocerous
Lineage: Eukaryota; Metazoa; Chordata; Actinopteri; Cypriniformes; Cyprinidae
Product: ATP-binding cassette sub-family F member 2-like
Exons: 2
Coding region: 19-348 (109 amino acids)
Molecular function (GO): ATP binding
Source: RefSeq, a predicted model, not a curated record